AUGAACAGUUUAUCCGUAAUAUUUUUAUUUAUUUUUAUUUUCUCAAAUUGUUGUGACUCAUGUAAAAUCACCAUAAAAUUAAAAAGUCAGACUAAAGCAAAAUUUAAAAUACAAAUUCUGGUACCUUCUGUUAAGCAGAAGAGUGAGAGAUUGUUAUUUACGGGGCCGGAAGAAAAAAAAUUACAGAUUGAUGGCGAAAAUUGCUUAUCAAAAAAGUGGAUAGUUCGUACUUGGAAACCAGACAGUUCUAGUGGUUGGGUAAUAGCUAAAGAAGAAAGCGCCUUUAUUGAUGGAAUGGGUUGGGUUCGUAUAAUUAUAGGGGAUGAUUUACGGCCUCAGAUGAAGGAUAGACUUAGUGUUUUUUGUUCUGAAAGCCCUCUCUGUGGGUAA
Meloidogyne enterolobii is the source of this 390-nucleotide messenger RNA. The record is from the annotation of a GenBank genome assembly. Lineage: Eukaryota; Metazoa; Nematoda; Chromadorea; Rhabditida; Meloidogynidae.